Messenger RNA from Colletotrichum aenigma, 2115 nucleotides. It is a transcript of the gene lkh1, whose product is annotated as Dual specificity protein kinase lkh1. Gene Ontology annotation, molecular function: protein kinase activity; ATP binding. Bases 1 to 2115 code for a protein of 704 amino acids. Lineage: Eukaryota; Fungi; Ascomycota; Sordariomycetes; Glomerellales; Glomerellaceae. The transcript has 6 exons. Gene Ontology annotation, cellular component: nucleus. Gene Ontology annotation, biological process: protein phosphorylation. The record is from RefSeq and is a predicted model, not a curated record.
AUGUCGACUCCGACUACGGCUACAGCGACAUUACCUCCUCACUCGCACUACCACCAUCCUCAUUAUCCGUAUUCUCACCAGCCGUACCAGGCGUCAACCGCUACGGGCUCUUCGUACCGUCAGCCGGCGAACCCAAUCCUCCCCACUUCCUCCUCGACGGCGACGACGAGGUUGCCUCCUGCCUACACCAGCCAUUCCGGCGUCUCCUACACGACCUCCUCGUCUGCGAGUCACGCCGGCUCAAAUGGCCUAGGUCUGUCAGCCUCGUCUGCUACUUCGAGGAUCAACUACGACGCUUCGAGUCCCGACGCCAACUACUCGGUCACAGCAAUGCCUACCACACACGCCCAAUCCUCCCAGUCCUCCUCCGGUCGCAAACGAAGACGAUCCCAGGGACCCGACUGGAACAAGUUUUAUCAAAAUGGUCUGCCCAAAGAGGUGAUCGUCAUUGACGAUACCCCCGAACCGGAGCAGGGCAAGGCGACCGGCAACGGUGUAAGGGUCGUCUCUAACGGCAGCGUCAAUGGCAUCACCACCAACGGUGCAUCCAGCACACGUCCUGUUCCUAAGAAGCGAAAGCGAGACGACGAGCCCCAGCCGUACGAUCCUGUUUACCACAAUAAAUACGCUGGGUCUCACACAACCACUCCCCAUCACAACGGAACCCCGAGUGGCUCUACCAUUUCCACCGACCGGACGACGACCUCCGCCAUUCACACAACCGCUGCCACCUCCUUGUCCUCAAACGGCCAGGAGUACUACGACGCUCAACCAGGACAGAAGAGAAAGCGAACUCGACAGCAGAUUGCUCAAGAGGCAAAGAAGCGCGAGGUUGAGCUCUCGGACCCAUUUUCCAGUUACAAGCCUCCUCCCUACCCUCCCAAGAAGGCCCAGGAAGUGCACGUUAAGGUCGUGCAUGACCAUGCCUACAACAAAAAUGCAAAGGUCGACGACGACGACGGUCACUACAUCGUGGUUCCCGAUGCAGACCUGACCGACAGAUACCAAAUGGUGAAACUGCUCGGCCAGGGCACCUUCGGCAAGGUCGUGCAAGCCCGAGACAGAAAGAGGAACAAGGCUGUCGCCAUCAAGAUCAUUCGCUCAGUGCAAAAGUACCGAGAUGCUUCGCGCAUAGAACUCCGAGUCUUGGAAACACUGCGGCAAAAUGAUGGCGACAACCGCAAUCGUUGCAUCCACCUGAAGGAUUGCUUCGACUACCGCGGCCACAUCUGCAUCGUCAUGGAUCUGCUGGGACAGAGCGUCUUUGACUUCCUCAAGAGCAACAGCUUUGUGCCCUUCCCUAACAGUCAGAUCCAAAGCUUCGCUCGGCAGCUCUUUACCAGCGUUGCAUUCCUUCAUGAUCUCAACCUUAUUCACACCGACCUGAAGCCUGAGAACAUCCUUCUGUGUGACAGCGCUUAUCAGACAUUCACGUACAACCGAAAGAUACCAUCAUCAUCCCAGACUGUCAACCGCCAGGCCAACCAGCGAAGGGUGUUGCUCGACACUGAGAUUAGAUUGAUCGACUUCGGCUCAGCCACCUUCCAGGACGAAUACCACAGCUCGGUGGUCUCGACACGACAUUAUCGGGCGCCCGAGAUCAUCCUAGGCCUUGGGUGGUCGUUCCCCUGCGACAUCUGGAGCAUUGGCUGCAUCCUUGUGGAAUUCUUCACCGGCGACGCUCUCUUCCAGACGCACGAUAAUCUCGAGCAUCUGGCAAUGAUGGAGAUGGUUGUCGGCCACAGAAUCGACAGCAGCCUCGUCCAGGUGGUCAACAAGAUGGCUACCAGGAGUGGUGGAAAUCCUGCUUCCAAGUACUUCAAAAGACUCAAGCUCGACUACCCCACAGCAGAGACAACACGUGCAUCCAAGAGAUUUGUAAAGGCGAUGAAGCGUCUCGAGGACAUCAUCCCAUCGAACACUACUUACUUUAAGAACUUCUUGGAUCUUCUGCGGAAGAUCUUCGUCUACGAUCCCCAACACCGCAUUACCGCGAAGCAGGCGCUACAGCAUCCCUGGUUCAAGGAGCCAGCAACGCCGGACGAUGGCACCGAGGCUGCCAAGAUUCGACUGGAGCGGAUGAGAUCGGACGAUUCUCACAGGAUACACGCAUGA